Messenger RNA from Solanum pennellii, 1203 nucleotides. RefSeq names its product protein MKS1-like. The record is from RefSeq and is a predicted model, not a curated record. The transcript has a single exon. NCBI's taxonomy places the organism in Eukaryota, Viridiplantae, Streptophyta, Magnoliopsida, Solanales, Solanaceae. Gene Ontology annotation, cellular component: nucleus. Bases 129 to 944 code for a protein of 271 amino acids.
AAUUAAAUUAUUUUACCUUUUUUCUCUUUGUAUUAUAUUAUAUCAACUUAAUACACCAUUGACUUGCUCCCUCUUUAAAUAUUCUUGUUAAAACCUCUUUAUAUUUUCUCAAAUUUGUCAUUUAUAAAAUGCCUUUUUCCUCCUUUUCAACAUCAACAAAAUUUGCAUCUAUCUAUUCUUUUGACUCUCUAAUGGAUCCACCGGAAAACACCGCCGGAAAAUCACCAAGACGAGAGCUCCAAGGACCACGUCCGGCCCCACUUAAAGUACGUAAAGAUUCUCAUAAAAUCAGAAAACCACCAGUACCACCAUCACAACACCACCAUCAACAACCACUAGCUCCACCGCGACCACCGGUUAUAAUAUAUACCGUGUCUCCUAAGGUAAUCCAUGCAAACCCUAGCGAGUUCAUGACGUUAGUACAAAGACUAACCGGGCCAAAUCAUCACUCCGCCGCGUGUUCUACCUCGGAAACUGCCACGUCAUCAUUUUAUCAAGAAAAUAUGAAUACCGGUGCAAUAUCUCCCGCAGCUAGGUUUGCGUCGAUAGAGAAAACAAGGGUACAAGAAGGGAAAAAGUUACAAAAAAAUUGUGAAAAUAUCGAAAAUUAUAAUAAUAUGGUACAUGAAGGUAUAGAAAUAGGUACAGAUAUUGAACGUAGUGGAUUUUUUCCUGGAAUAUUAUCACCAAAUCCAUCUUCACUUCAACCUAUACCACCAAAUUUUUUUUCACCACCAUCAAAUGAUCCAAAUCCAUUAGGGUUUUUUUACGACUUAAGUCCCGUGUUACAUAACAACAACAACAACAACGUCAACAACAAGAAUUAUUUUGAAUUACCAAAUUUCUUGCCUAGCCCUUCAAAUAAUAAUUUCAUUUCUCCGCGAUUAUUUUUAUCUCCCGGUACUCCAUCUUUUGAUCUUUUCAAUAACUUAUUCGAUGUUUGAUAUAUAUAUAUAUACACUUAAUUAGUCACUCCAUUUGAGCUUCGAAAUUCUUCAAUGGCGAGAUCGAAAGGGCAGAAAUGGAAUUUCAGAUAUCAGUUAGGACACAAGGAGAAAAGUCAAAAUACCAGCUAGGGUGUUUCUCACAAGUGGAGGUUCUUUAUUUUUCUUUUUUACUAUUUUGACCUUUUGUAUUUGAAAUUAUUGACUAUUUUAUUAUAAGCAUUUUUGGGUGAAAUAUAAUUAAAUAGGUUUUCAUUUU